AUGGCCGACUAUAACAACGACGACCAGCAGAACCGCGACACCUUCUACGACGUCCACCUCGGUGGUGAGAAGGCUGUGAUCGACGAAACCAUCGACAACGCGAUGGAAGAAAUCAUCACAGACGGCGCUGCUAGGCUUAGCACCUCGGAGCGGCGCCCGAACAAGAAGAAAUCCGCCGGCGCUGACGUUCCAGUCGGCGCAAGCGAGAACGCUGUCAGGGACCUUUACAUCGAGCGUUUCGAGUCCCUUGACAGCGAGGGAAAGUAUCGAGCCAUGGUGAGGGAACACCAUGAUUCGAUCUUUGUCGACGUCGGAAGCAACUUUAGCUUGUACACGCCGAAGAAAGCAGCCCCCGGUAUGAUAUCGUCGAUGGAAAUGGCCAUUUGCUGCAAACACCAACCUCGUGACGAAAAUGCAACCGCUAUCUAUGGGCAGGUCCAUGGAAUCCCGAUCCAGUGUGUGAGCGGGUCCAAGGCUCACCAAGCCAUGGCCAUGGCAAUGCAGGCCAAGAGUGACAACAACAUCGUCAUAUCGAUACCUAUGAAAAAGGGUCAAAGCAUCGAAAACAAGCGGGCAGAGAUUCUCAAAUUCAAUCGUGCGGUCGCUGCCAUCAUUGAUGGUGCCUUGGCAUCGGCCAAUCAAUCUGUUGGCCUUCCGGCAUCAGGACAACAGGACAGGGACGACCAGCAGCGCCCAUACGUUCCACCCCACGAGCACAUCAUGGAUAAUCACGAGACGGUUCGAGUCCGCCAAGUGCAGAAGAAGACAGAGCAACGUGUGGUUAACGAAGACACACACAACGAUGACCGUGCUACUACUGGCCGUAACGACGGAGAGAAAAAGCCAGCCAAGCCAACACAGCCUGCGGCCGGCGUAUUCCGGCCGAAUAAACGAUUAAUAGAUGCGUCGAAGGAUAAAGCCAAUAGUGGACUGGACAUGUAG
This is a messenger RNA of Verticillium nonalfalfae, 942 nucleotides long. RefSeq lists its product as uncharacterized. The transcript has a single exon. Lineage: Eukaryota; Fungi; Ascomycota; Sordariomycetes; Glomerellales; Plectosphaerellaceae. The coding region runs from base 1 to 942 and encodes 313 amino acids. The record is from RefSeq and is a predicted model, not a curated record.